AUGGCCGAUUUAAAAGAACAUGUAAUUGGGAGUACUGUGAAGGUUUGGUUAAAAAAAGUUAAAUACGGAGGUGGGGGCAGGGAGAGGUGGGCAGCCGGACCAGGCCGGUGGGGAAGAUGUGAAAGUUGUGUGGAUUUGCUUUUUGUGAGAGGAGCUGGAAAUUGUCCUGAGUGUGGCACUCCACUGAGAAAGAGCAACUUCAGGGUACAACUCUUUGAAGACCCUACUGUUGACAAAGAGGUUGAGAUUAGGAAAAAAGUGUUAAAGAUAUACAAUAAAAGAGAAGAAGACUUUUCUAGUCUAAGAGAAUAUAAUGACUUCCUGGAAGAAGUGGAAGAAAUUGUUUUCAACUUGACCAACAAUGUGGAUUUGGACAACACCAAAAAGAAAAUGGAGCAAUACCAAAAGGAAAACAAAGAUGUGAUUCAGAAAAAUAAGCUGAAGCUGACUCGGGAACAGGAAGAAUUGGAAGAAGCUUUAGAAGUGGAACGACAGGAAAAUGAACAAAGGAGACUGUUUAUACAAAAAGAACAAUUGCAGCAGAUGCUAAAAAGGUAGAAUAAGCAGGCGUUUUUAGAUGAACUGGAAAGUUCAGAUCUUCCUGUUGCUCUGCUUUUGGCUCAGCAUAAAGAUCGAUCUACCCAACUGGAAAUGCAGCUUGAGAAACCCAAAUCUAUAAAGCCAGUGACAUUUUCCACAGGCAUCAAAAUGGGUCAACAGAUUUCACUAGCACCUGUACAAAAGCUUGAAGAAGCUCUAUAUGAAUAUCAACCACUGCAAAUAGAGUCCUGUGGGCCACCUGUUCCUGAGCUCGAGAUGUUAGGAAGACUUGGGUAUCUAAACCAUGUCCGAGCUGCCGCUCCACAGGACCUUGCUGGAGGCUACACUUCUUCCCUGGUGUGUCACCGGGCACUGCAGGAUGCGUUCAGUGGGCUUUUCUGGCAGCCCAGUUAACUUUCCCUUCCUGGUUUACAAGAUUUGGACCUUGGAGCAGAAGCAGCAGUGAGCAACAGUAAAGCAAGCUUGUAAAAUUAUAGCCCCAUGCAGCUGCACAACCACAGAACGGUGAUGCAACAGCUACAUGCAAGUCUUUAUAGAGAGAACACUUCAGAAUUCACCCGAGUGUCACAGUGGAUACAUGUGCGAAAAAGAUUGAGAUUUUUACUUACUUUCUUCUGAGGGAUUAAGGCCGUAAGCCAUCUGAUGGAAGAUUUGUUAAUUCACCUAUGUAAGUUUGAGGUUAACGGACAGACUUGUAAAAUUGUUUUAAAAAUAAAGCUAGACUUUAUAUUAAAAAAAAAAAAUUAAAUACAUUGCUUUGGGGAAGAGAACAAAACCCGUUUGGGGAGGGGUACCCCCUCGUAUGUGUUAAGAAAGAAUGAGCUGGAGUCACUGGCGUGUAAUAGAAGUACUGUUAGUCUUCCCCAGGGAUAGGAGCAGACACCCUAAUCUUGACUUUUAGCUACUGGAUGCAGAAAUACCCAGAAGCAGAGAAGGUUGCAUAAAGGUUAUAUAAACACCUCAAAAAUCAUAGCUUGGGUGAA
Molecule: messenger RNA, 1544 nt
Organism: Echinops telfairi (small Madagascar hedgehog)
Lineage: Eukaryota; Metazoa; Chordata; Mammalia; Afrosoricida; Tenrecidae
Product: CDK-activating kinase assembly factor MAT1-like
Exons: 2
Biological process (GO): positive regulation of cyclin-dependent protein serine/threonine kinase activity; nucleotide-excision repair; regulation of transcription by RNA polymerase II
Cellular component (GO): transcription factor TFIIH holo complex
Molecular function (GO): cyclin-dependent protein serine/threonine kinase activator activity
Source: RefSeq, a predicted model, not a curated record